AUGCAGGCUCUCCUAGGACGGUUGCUCCUCUGCAUGGCAAUCUUUUUGUGCACCCUCUCCGCCCUCCCAACAGACCAGUCCUCGUCAGAGGUGGCCAUUCGAGCAAGAGGCGAUCUCGAAAUCCUUGACACACUCGAAGAUGCAACCGGAAAGGGGAUUUUCAAAAGAGGACCGCCAACUGCCAUGCUGUUUUCUGGCCCUGGAUCAAUGCUGGCUGUCAUGGGCGCGGGUGUCUGUCUCCGAAUUCAGUCUCCACCUGUCUGCAUUGCAUAUGUGGCGGUAGUGACGGCAAUCGCCCUGUCGGAUAUUGCAAAGAAGGAAUUCUACUUUUGGACGGAAGAAAGGCAUAAUUGGGCGAAAGAGAGGAAACAACAGGACGCCACCUUGGACAUUGCGAAAGCAACGAAGAAGAAACUGGAGGAUGAAAAGGUCUUUCAACUGCAAAACAUGAUGCUGGAUCAGAGUGACAAGAAGUUUACCGCUUGGAAAAACAAGCGGAUCAUGGAAUCUCACGAGUGGAAGACCAAGUGGAUCCCAAGGUGUGCCAGUGCAAUUUACAUCUCAGAGGGCUUUGACGAUGAGUUCAAGUCCCUGGCCGAGCAAGCGGGAAAAAACAUGACUCAAUCCAUCACUCUCGCCGAUCGAAUUACAUCCAAGGACUUGAAAUUGGACCUGGAGGACUGGCAAAAGUGGUUGAAGGGCGAGGAGGGCCAUGCGACAGUAGAAGGGUGGAGAGAUGUGAGGAUCAAGACCGAAACGGCAAUCAUUAACCUGGAGAAAGGAUUAAGAGGCUUCAAGAAGAAGGCCGACAAAGAGAAAGAAGAUCUCCAAAAGCAAGUGCAGGAUCUGACACCGAUCCCCUAUAAAGUGCCGGGCGCCUUCCCCGACGAUGACGACGAUAACCAGAACACCCGGCGAGCAGUUGGGUUUGACUUGCCAGAGCUGAUCGGCGAGUUUAACGAAGAUUGCGAUAACCAAAUGUGCCAUCGAAUGUGGUAUUCCCGCUCUGUGAUCAAACGACGGAAGCGAGACGGAUCCCGGCCCAUGAUUAUCCACAACAUUUUCUCGACACCGCUCCAUGUGGACUUCCACGCAGGGAUCCUCCGACGACGCAAUCCGCCGCCCAUGCUGGACAACUGUGAUCUGGAGCAAGAGGUGAUUGGGGGUGAUGACAAGAACAAGCCUCUGUUCUUUCGGCUGUCGUCGACGUUUGGCCGCGACUGGAAGAGUCUGGUCAAGAUCGCCACCUCCAAAACCACCAAGGAUGAACUCAAAGAGCAGCUGGAGAAGGGCCCCGCCAAAGACAUGGCCGAAGGGAAGUCAGGAUGUUUGAAUAUUGAUACCGACGAUGGCGGCGACCCGGCGCUCAAAACCGUUGCUAUAUUCACCCACGACGAGUCGAUAUACGAUCAGGAUCUCACAGAUGAGUUCACGAAGUGUGAGGAGGUGAAGAAGAGUUCCUGA
Messenger RNA from Penicillium alfredii, 1464 nucleotides. RefSeq lists its product as uncharacterized. The coding region runs from base 1 to 1464 and encodes 487 amino acids. The record is from RefSeq and is a predicted model, not a curated record. The transcript has a single exon. Lineage: Eukaryota; Fungi; Ascomycota; Eurotiomycetes; Eurotiales; Aspergillaceae.